Molecule: messenger RNA, 783 nt
Organism: Loa loa (African eye worm)
Lineage: Eukaryota; Metazoa; Nematoda; Chromadorea; Rhabditida; Onchocercidae
Exons: 7
Coding region: 1-783 (260 amino acids)
Molecular function (GO): protein binding
Source: RefSeq, a predicted model, not a curated record
AUGUUUUUCAGGCGAAUUGUAUUUGAUGAAAAAUGGCGACCACCGCGAAAGGUUAUUUUGGAAAUAAAUGUGCAACGAGCUUGCGAACUUCUACACAGGACAAUACCAAAUGGUAAUUCAGGUGAAAUCAAGUUUUCUCUUUAUUUGCUUGCACAACUUGCCUAUGGCAUUGCGCUAAUUGUGCAAAAACGAGGUGACAUUCUAUGCAGAGACAUGGAGGCAUUUAUUCCGCUUCUACGCCGUUAUCAGGAUGAAAAGGAGAACGAAUCUGUCAUGAAAGGUAAGAAGGAUCGGAAAAAGCGCGCAGCGAAACGAAGCGAUUUAUUUAUUCUAGAUUCUUCGUUUGAAACUAUUGAAAAUGAACAUCUGAAGAUUGUGUUGGAUUAUAGUGCAAUUACGUUGCGAGAAGAUAUACCAAUUCCCGAAAUUGACACCCUGUUUAACGAUGAUUUUGGACCACUAACGGCAGCCGAAGCUCAGCAAAUGGAAGCUCUUCUUAAAGAAGAUAACGAACAUGUAAUUGAGAGCAAAUCAGGAAGCACAAAUGAAUCCAAGGAAUGCAUUGUGAAUAUAGUUCCUCAAGCACUGACAAAUAAUAUGGAUGUUGACAAAGGGGAACAUAAACAGGUGUUUGAAAUGAUGGAAGUGAGUGAUGAAAGCGAGAUGCUUAAGGAGAGACAAUAUGAUUUGGGAUCAGAUGAAGCUCUAAAAGAAUCAGAAAUCAAGCAUCCGACAUACUUAUCAGUAAAUUUCUGUUAUGAUUAUGCUUCAUUUUUUGUUUGA